Paralichthys olivaceus (Japanese flounder) is the source of this 1582-nucleotide messenger RNA. The record is from RefSeq and is a predicted model, not a curated record. NCBI's taxonomy places the organism in Eukaryota, Metazoa, Chordata, Actinopteri, Pleuronectiformes, Paralichthyidae.
AUGGACCUCCACUUAUUCCUCACGGCUCUGGAAACCUGUGAGACAGCCUGGUUCGACGAAGGGGACGUUUCCAGAGACGGGGACUCCGAGCUCUUGGCUGACCUGAGAAGGAGGCACCGGACACGGAUCUGCUCCGGUCCAGUGGACAUGGAGGCCGAGACCGUGUCUGGACUCAAGUCCCAGCACACGGGGGACAACUUCCACAUUUUCAGUGCAUCACGGGGUCUUUUAUGCCUCAACUCAGAACAGACGUGGAAACAGUGUGAGGACUACAAGGUCAAGUUCACCUGCACCGGACGCUUCUGCUCAGAGUGCAGGACGCGCUGGUUCGACCAUGAUGACCCAACAGGAAACGGAGACUAUGAGGUCCUCAGUGACCUUCUCAGAAUCUACCCCAGAGAAAUCUGCCGGCAGCCGAUCGCCAUCGAGGUCCAGACCGUCUCUGGGGAACCGGCCUCCAACACGACUGACACUCUCUUAAAUUACGACGCCACCUACGGGUUCGCCUGCGUAAAUGCAGAUCAGGGGAGCAGGAGUUGUGAGGAUUACAAAGUCAGGUUCACGUGUCCGGAGGAGUUCUGUGAAGUGUCGCAGCGGUGUCGAACACAGUGGCUGAACAGUGACGACCCAUCAGACGUUGGGGAUGUUGAGUCCAUGCCUCAGCUGCUGAAAACCUUCCCAGGUCAAGUGUGUAAGAACCCAAUCAGCAUCGAGGCCCAAACCACGAGAGGGAUUUCCGCCCAUCACACCGGAGACACCUUCCUGUCCUACGACGUAACGUUUGGGUUCGUGUGCAUCAACGACAAACAGAGGAGUAAACAAUGUGAGGAUUAUCAGGUGGUGCUGACCUGUCCUCCGGACUUCUGUCAGGGUUGCAGGACGCGCUGGUUCGACGUGGACAAUCCCACGGGGAAAGGAGACUACGAGACACUCCUCCAGCUGCAGAUGCUCUAUCCCAGUGAGGUGUGCAACCAGACAGUGGCCAUCGAAGCCAUGACGCUGUCUGAUGUCCCUGCACACGAGACGGGGGACGUCCUUCAAGUGUAUGAUGCCACUCGUGGUUUUUCCUGUGUGAACGCUGAGCAGCCUGAUGGGAAACGUUGUCAAGACUACAAGGUCCGCCUCACAUGCCCGAUGAGUUUCUGCACAGAUCAUGUCUAAUGAUGCAUUUAGUGUCGGUGGAGGAUGUGUAGUAACAGAUGGAAGAUUUUCAAAUCAUCUUUUCUUGAAGGAUUCCUCAUAUAUAUUUUUCUUUUACUAAUUCAGGUUACUAGAUAAACUUGUGGUAAAGAAAAUAUAUUUAGUCUGUGAAGUAUUUUUAUUUCAGAGCUCACAUGCCUGCAUGGACGUCGAACAUGUAAAAUUACUUUUUCACAUCCAGACUUGACUGAGCAGAAAUGUUUUGGAAUAAAACCUGGAAAUCAGCAGCUAGUAGGUCAACACCUAUUGGUUACAACAAGAAACGCAAGAAUUAACAUGAUUACUGUAAACAUCACAUGAUGAUGUGGACAAAUCUUUAUUUGUAGAUGAAACACAUUUUAAAAUGUAAUAAAAUCCUCUCAGGCAUAUUUCUUUUCUGAUC